This is a messenger RNA of Lampris incognitus (smalleye Pacific opah), 3978 nucleotides long. RefSeq names its product zinc finger matrin-type 1 (gene zmat1). The transcript is spliced from 7 exons. The record is from RefSeq and is a predicted model, not a curated record. Gene Ontology annotation, molecular function: nucleic acid binding; zinc ion binding. Lineage: Eukaryota; Metazoa; Chordata; Actinopteri; Lampriformes; Lampridae. The coding region runs from base 78 to 1964 and encodes 628 amino acids.
GCCAGGCCCCUUUAUCAGCUUGCUGCGUCACCCAGGACACACGUGUGACUUUGUUGGUAUUAUGUCUCGACCUGAGCAUGCGCGUGAUGCACAUCCGUUUCUGGCAGCUGGGAAGAAUGAAACGAUACUGGCUUGGGAGCAUGCGCUUUCCUAGGAAAAAGAUGGACGACAUAAACAUCUGUACUCCGCGGCUCACGGAGUCAGAUGCCGCAAAAAACAGUAUUGCCCCUAACGCGGCUUCUGUAACAGAUGAUGACAAAGUAAUAAACACUAAAAUAGAUAGUGCCCUGAGUGAAGGUGAGCAGGGUCAGAAAGAACUGCUGACGGGUCUUCUCACCGAUGACUAUUGCCAUGUAUGUGAUGCUGUGCUGCUGUUUGAAUCUCAGAGACUCUCCCACUAUGAGGGAAAGAAGCACACUCAGAAAAUCAAAUUGUUCCUGCAGACAAAGAGAGCUGAGAAGAUGAACAAAGAAUCAGGUGGCCUCCAGAGGGUUGCAGUUAUGGACAAGGACCGUUUCUGCGACCUGUGCUGUAUGGUGUUUAGCUCUCCGGUGGUGGCUCGCUCACACUAUGAGGGCAAGGUCCAUGCUAAACACCUCCGCAAACAAGGCCUUCAGCCCACAGAUACCUCAUUUCAAAAGGGCCCUGAGAUUCCUACCUUACCAGGCACGACCCAGGCUUCUACUAGUGCUGACCAGAUAUCAGCCAGAUUGGGAGGAAUGGAGCCAGAGGACCCCACAGUCAGCACCAAUCCCAGCACAGAGGUGGAUUUGAAGGAUCCUAACAAGUACUGUGCCCUUUGUGCUGCAUCCUUUAACAACCCCCAGAUGGCCCUGCAGCACUACAAUGGACGAAAACACCAAAAGAAUCAUACCAGGCAAGAAUUGCUCAAAGAGCUUGGAGAGGACGCCCUACAAGCCAACUCCCUCAUCUGUCAGAUGUGUAGCAUAGAAUUCAACUCAGUGGAGAUGUACCAAUCUCACAUGCAGGGAAACAAGCACCAGGUCAAAGAGAAGAAAGUCAUUGACCUGUGCAAGUCCCAACAGAAGGCCUACACUUCAUUUGCAGAUGAACUGGCGGAUUACAUCCAGGUCCAGAAGGCCCGAGGAAUCACCCCAAAGGGCAGCUGCGUUUUGCCUCAGGGUGUGGAGGAUAAGGGCGAUGAAGAGGAUGGCAUGAACAAGGAGGAGAUCCAUAAGGGCCAAAACCUUAGGCCUUAUGCGUCUCCUAUCUCUAACCUCCCUCUCGUUCCCCAUUCUGGUUCUUACCACCCAGGUGCAGGGUGGGGUCCCCCUUAUCCAUGCCCUCCUUCUGACCACAGCUGCAGGGGGACGUCCUAUGGCUGGGACUAUUCCUUCCCUCAUCAGUCCCUCCCCCCAGGCAGAGGCUAUCCUCACUCCUCCAGACAGUCUGUGGGACGGCGGAGGCGUAGGGAACAGUCAAGCUCCUCCUCCUCUUCCUCAUCAUCCUCCUACAGUAGCAGCUCGAGUGACAGCGAUGACAGUCAAUACAGACACAGACAGAGAAGGAGAAGGAAAAGGAAGGAAAGGAGGGUGCGAGAGGAGGAGGAGGAGAAGGAAGAAAGGAGGAGGAGAAAACGACAAAAGAGGACAAUUGAGGAAUGCGCCGGAGUGAUCAGAGUGAGAGAAGAAGACGCAGAGGAAGAGUGGAGGCGAAAAGGGACUACAAAUCCCAGUAAGAGGGGAAAACCUGAGGAGAAAAAAGACCAGGAGGAAGAUAGCAAGCAGGAAGGAGGCAGAGAGUCACAGGCUGAAGACAUGGCAGAGAAAAGAGAACAGACUGAGGUGCAUGUGCAGGCUGAAAUUAUUGUUCAACAGGGGGAGAGGGAGCAUGCAAAGACAUCCAAACUCAAACACAGGAAAGAAAAGAAGAAAACGAAGAAGGAGGUAGACACAAGGACUGAGGAGGAGAAGCUGUGGGAUGAGUCCAUCCUUGGCUUGUGAACACAUAGUGCAACCUUUUUUUUUUCUCUCUUGAACUCCUGGGAUUUUGGCCUAAAGUUGUAAGCAUACCAUUGCAGAUUACAUAAAGUUAUCAGCGGUGUGCUCAUGUGACUUUUUUUCUUGGAGACAUGCUAGCCAUGUUUAGUAUUUCUUGCCCCGUUUACAGUCAUGAUUGUGUUUGGGUGGUUGGGAGCAGGUUCAAUCAAAACUCAAGCUCUUGCUCUUCAUACUGACCUAAAACUUGUAGAAACAUUUGCAUUUAUGCACCUGUGCUCCCAAUUUGAUUUAUUGCGGUCCCUAUAUAAGCCUCUGGUUGGUGCUGUUGAACUUGUUUCAGAGCACUAGUGAGGUACAUGAAAUACCUUAGGCGUUAGAUGCUCGUUCAAUAACUUCUGUAAUUUUUCUCCUCAUUUUAGUCUACAUUUUGUUCCUACUUUUGAGACAUAUACAGCAAACUGUCAAAAUGAACAUUUAAAAGAAAAAAAAACCCACAUUAUAUUUUUAAAAACAACGAGAAAGUGAUUUGAAGAUAUCUUAAGAAAAUACAGUAUUUGUACAAGAAGUACUAGCAUUUUGAAUCAAAUAAAAGUUGAGGAGGCGUGAGAGCCAAGGUAGUUUUUGUGACUUAUGGCACCAGAGCAGAGACCCACAAAAGCUUCACUGCUCUGAAGCCCCCUGAGAUCUCCUGUUUUCAAAGAAUCCUGCGGUCGUGCUCCCUGGUGCACUCAAGUCCUCGACCCCCGUUUAGUUGUACGGUGCCCACAUCCUCACUCCUCCGAGAUCCCCAUCUAGGCUUGUGUGCAGGCUGAGCCCUUGAAAACCCUUCACCAACACCCUUCACCAGUCACACACACACACAUACACACUUUCCAGACUGCUUAUGGAAGGGAGGUCCAAGGUAUUAUCAAGGAAUGUAUUUUAUAUUUUAAAUAAUCAGUGGAUUAGUGGAUGCCUUAUUCCAUGAAUACUUUCUUUGUUAUUCAUAGUAUAAUGGGUGUCCAAAGACACUUAUUUUUGCAAGUGGGACAAAAGCCCUUUACCGCAGUUGAAAUGUGCUUUAAAGUCUGCUCAGCUACAAAGGAAUUCAGCAGCCUGAAUUUAUUCAACGAUGGGAAUUGUUAAGUGCUUCUUUGUGGGUUGGAAGUGCACUGUAGGGCUGUAUUUUAGAUUAUUUUGAAAUGCCGAGUGCUUAUUCUGUAUUGACAUUGUAUAACUCCGUGGUGGUACAGCCCAUCAGUGGUACAUGUUUUCAGUGUUGGCGUGAUUCAGGGCUUGUUGAUUUCAGAUUCAUCUGCUUCCUUGUGACUAAUUGAAAUCCCCACAAACUUAAUGAAUCAAACAACCGAAAAAGGGUCGGAUUAUUCAGCCAGAAGUCAGGUUUUUCUGCAACUGCACCUUUACAUUAGUCCUCAUGCUUGUGACUGUUGGCUAAACUGGAGUUUCCAAGUCAUUUUAUGUCCUUGUUUGAGCCCUCUUGAAUAAAGCAAGAUCCUUUUUUGAAAGCUGUGUGUUGUAACUAAACUUAAUUCAGCUCGAUUGUACCAGAGCUAUUGUGAUUGUACAAAAACAAAUUUAGAGCAAGUGUUUUCGUUAGACGAGCCACACUAAUAAUGCGAACAGAUUAAAAUGACAAACUUGUAAAAUCUCUUAAGCAUCAGUCAGUAUUUCACAGCUUUUCUACACAUUUAAGGUAAAUAUGGUAUAAUGUAUGAUUAUAUUAAACAAGUGCCUAUUCUGAUAUCUCUCACCAGGGUUAGUGACAUAUCGUCGUUAAUCCAGAAACUUGAGAGGACAGAUUUUUGAUCAAAUUCAAGUUUAAUGUCAAAACUUUUUUACUGAUGUAGUCACACAUGAAUGUAAACCAGAAAAGGAACGCUCUAUCAGUUAUGUUAACUUACUGUUGUUUUACAUUAGAAAUGAAUUGCCCUGUCAUCUCAAAACAUGUAAAAUAAAGGGAAUAGAGAUAUACUUUAUAUUGUUCCAUACUGUAAAUUAAAAAUAAAGUGCUGAUUCC